ACCUCAAUGAAUCCCAUGGCCAAAUGCUGCCUACUGCUCCUCCCCAUCAUCUUCUUGGCAUUUCUCUUGCCCGAGGCGCACGCGACUUCGUGCCACCCCGACGACCUUCAUGCACUGCAGGACUUUGCUGGGAACCUCAGCGGCGGGGGUGUCCUCCUCCGGGCCACGUGGUUCGGCGCCGCAUGCUGCAGCUGGGAAGGUGUGAGCUGUGAUGCCGCCAGUGGCCGUGUCACGGCACUGCACCUCCCCAGGCGCGGCCUUGUGGGGCCCAUCCCAGGAACCUCCCUUGCAGGCCUUGCGCGGCUCGAGGAGCUCGACCUUGGCUCCAACAACUUUCAAAACAUCUCAGGGGUACUCACCGUGUUGCGUGGGUGCCAGAACCUCGCCACGCUGAUUCUCACCAAGAAUUUCGGUGGUGAGGAGCUACUAGGCGAUGGUAUUAUUGGCGGGUUCAAGAGCCUCGAGGUGCUGGCCCUUGGUGAUUGUGCUCUCAAGGGCAGGGUUCCGGAAUGGUUGUCUCAAUGCAAGAAAAUGGAGGUGCUUGAUUUGUCUGGCAACCAAUUGGUGGGCACCAUCCCAUCGUGGAUUGGUGAGCUUCACCACCUUUGCUACCUGGAUCUCUCAAACAAUUCAUUGGUUGGCGAUGCACCUAAGAGUUUGGCACUGCUAAAGGGGCUCGCCCCUGAUGGGCGUUCACCGGGCAUGGUUUUCACUAACAUUCCAUCGUAUGUGAAGCAUAACAGAAGCACACUCGGACGGCGACUUAACGACCUCCCAAAUGUCAUCACAGGGACCAACAACUUUGUAACAUCUGGGAGCAACAAUGUUUUAUCGGGGAAUGACAACACAGUCAUAUUUGGGGAUGAAAACACCGUAUCUGGGAACAACCAUGCUAUAUAUGGGGAUGGGAACACGGUAUCUGGGAACAACCAUGUCGUAUCUGGGAGCAAGCAUGUUGUAUCCGGGAGUAGGCAUGGCGUAACUGGGAGAAGUAGUGUGGUAUCUGGGUUCAACAAUGGCGUAUCUGGGAUCAACCAUGUUGUAUCGGGGAGUAACAAUGUCGUAUCCGGGAGCAACAAUGUUGUAUCUGGGAUGAACCAUAUUGUGUCUGGAAACAACAAAGUAAUAACAUGAGGUUAAUGAUUUUAUAAGAGAGAGGAGGGAGGGGGAGAGAUUAUGCCUAGUAUCCGAGGCCGAUGAGAUGGUUCAAUAAAUAAGGUACAUAAGUUGCCACACAAGAUGUGCCCUAUGCCUCGUAUAAGUUGUAGUGAGUAUAUGUAUUGUAAUAGUAUGGUUUGGUUUGUAUGUUAAGUUUUAUUGUGUAUCGAGAAGACGCGAUCUUGAGUGGUUUGUUUGUUUUAAUUAUUUGAGCUCUGAUCUCU
Molecule: messenger RNA, 1382 nt
Organism: Triticum dicoccoides
Lineage: Eukaryota; Viridiplantae; Streptophyta; Magnoliopsida; Poales; Poaceae
Product: phytosulfokine receptor 2-like
Exons: 1
Coding region: 7-1134 (375 amino acids)
Molecular function (GO): protein binding
Source: RefSeq, a predicted model, not a curated record